AUGGCCAACUUGGAGCUGCUGCUACAGAAAUGCGACUCUCUCAUCCACAUCAAAAAGCUCCAAGCCCGCCUCGUAACCCUCGGCAGAUUCCAAUCCUAUCCCUCCAUCACCAUCAAGCUCCUCGAGCUCUGUGCUCUUCCCCCCGUCGCCAACCUCCCUUACGCCACCACCCUCUUCCACUACCUCCAAACUCCCUCCACACGCCACUGGAACGCCGUCGUUCGCGGCCUCGCCCAGAGCCUCCAACCCAUCCAAGCCAUCUCAUGGUACGCCGCCAUCUCCCGCUCUCCCCAACACGUUGACGCGCUCACUUGCUCCUUCGCUCUCAAAGCGUGUGCACGCGCUCUGGCGUCCUCGGAGGCCAUGCAGAUUCACGCGCAGGUUGUAAGGUUUGGAUUCGGAGGCGAUGUGUUGUUACAGACUACUUUGCUUGACGUGUACGCUAAAGUUGGGAAUCUGGGUUUUGCCCAGAAGGUGUUCGACGAAAUGCCGAAGAGGGAUUUGGCUUGUUGGAACGCUUUGGUUGCUGGGUUGGCUCAGGGGAGCCGACCCAGUGAGGCUUUAGCUUUGUUUUGGAGGAUGAAUGAGGAUGAGGGGUUGAAGCCGAAUGAAGUGACUGUGCUCGGCGCGCUCUCGGCGUGUUCUCAACUGGGUGCGUUGAGUGGAGGAGAGAGAGUUCAUGGCUUUAUAGUGGAUGCGAAGCUUGAUACACAUGUCAUUGUUUGCAACGCAGUUGUUGAUAUGUAUGCGAAAUGCGGCUCUGUGGAUAGAGCGUAUCGGGUGUUUGAGAGUAUGAACUGUGGGAAGAAUCUGAUUACUUGGAAUACGAUGAUAAUGGCAUUUGCGAUCCAUGGGGAUUGCGAGAAAGCGCUUGAGCUUUUUCAGAAGAUGGGUAGAAAUGGAGUUAGGGCUGAUGCAGUGUCGUAUCUUGCUGUGUUGUGUGCGUGCAAUCAUGGAGGACUUGUGGAUUAUGGCGUUAAGUUGUUUAAUUCAAUGGCGGGCGGUGGGAUGGUGCCGAAUGUUAAGCAUUAUGGGACUGUGGUUGAUUUGUUGGGACGAGCUGGGCGACUUCAAGAGGCUUAUGAGAUUGUGAAAUCGAUGCCUAUGUUUCCGGAUGUAGUACUGUGGCAGACUUUGCUUGGUGCCAGCAAGACCUAUGGGAAUGUGGAAAUGGCAGAGAUGGCGUCAAGGAAACUGGUUGAGUUGGGGUCUGAGGGUUGUGGUGAUUUUGUGUUGUUAUCAAAUGUUUACGCGGCUCACAAGAGAUGGGAUGAUGUGGGAAGGGUGAGGGAGGCCAUGAAGAGAAGGGAUGUGAAGAAGGUACCGGGUUUUGGUUACAUAGAAGUGGAAGGUGUGAUACACAAGUUUUUGAAUGGUGAUCAAAGCCAUGUUAACAGCUGUGAGAUUUAUUCAAAGCUAGAUGAGAUCAAAUUUAGGAUUAAAGACUAUGGAUAUGUGGCAAAGACAAAUCAUGUGUUGCAUGAUAUUGGAGAGGAGGAGAAAGAAAAUGCAUUGGGCUACCAUUGUGAAAAGUUGGCUGUGGCUUUUGGUUUGAUCAGCACUAGUGAGGGGACACCGAUUCAGGUGAUCAAGAACCUAAGAAUAUGUGAUGAUUGUCAUGUGGUGAUGAAACUUGUUUCAAAAGUUUAUAAUAGGGAAAUCAUUGUGAGGGAUCGAGCCCGGUUUCACAGAUUUCAAGACGGAUUUUGUUCUUGCAGAGAUUAUUGGUGACAUAGAUUUGUCGUAACAUAUAGCUAAGCAGGGAACGGAAAUAGAUUGCAUCCACAGAAUAGAUAGCCUUUUCUCCUCUGGUGUUGAAAGCUACUUUAGUGAAGUCGUGAAGAGCAGACUUUUGGAGGUUGAAUCAACAAUUAAA
Fragaria vesca subsp. vesca is the source of this 1876-nucleotide messenger RNA. RefSeq names its product pentatricopeptide repeat-containing protein At1g34160-like. Gene Ontology annotation, molecular function: RNA binding; zinc ion binding; protein binding. The transcript has a single exon. Bases 1 to 1731 code for a protein of 576 amino acids. The record is from RefSeq and is a predicted model, not a curated record. Gene Ontology annotation, biological process: RNA modification. NCBI's taxonomy places the organism in Eukaryota, Viridiplantae, Streptophyta, Magnoliopsida, Rosales, Rosaceae.